Sphenostylis stenocarpa is the source of this 465-nucleotide messenger RNA. The record is from the annotation of a GenBank genome assembly. NCBI's taxonomy places the organism in Eukaryota, Viridiplantae, Streptophyta, Magnoliopsida, Fabales, Fabaceae.
AUGACGACCACCAUCCAUGAUUCAUGGUCAGUUGGGCUUCCUCAUGCUGCUGAUGAACUUCAAGAACUGGAGGCAUCCCUGUUUCUGUUUGGUCCCACCAAACAGGGCCUUAGAUCGAGAUUUCGAUGUUCUGGACCUCAAAGGGGUAGUGUUUUGGAGGAGCUACUAUCAUCCAACAAUGAUAAAGAUGAAGAAAAAGAAAAACAUGGUGAUAUUAAUUUGAUGUGCAAUUUUGAACAGAUGUAUCUUACAAUUGCACCAAAAUUGAGUGUCCUGCAGAUGAGAGCAUUGCUGUGGAUUAGAGGCACCCAAAACAAAACAAAACAAGAGUUGAAGAUACAAGAUACAUUAGUGAUGGCAUUCUCCAUCUUCAAACUUCUUCUGUCGUCAUUCCUUCUCUGCACUUUCUUCCACGAACCCACCAAUGCCCUUAGAAAGGCAGGGAAGCUCUGCAUUGCAUUUUAG